GCCGGCAGGGCUGAGAGAGCCAGUGCAGAGGGGAGGGGUGUUGCAGGAUCUCCCCCAGCAGCAGGAACUGCUCCCAGCAAGAAAGCCAGCUGGGCUGGGAGCUGCUGCCCUUGCAUCGGGCUGCUUCGCUCUCCCAGGGGAUUUGGUCCCCGUGCCUUACACGUGGCCAACGCGCCCCUUUGCUCGAGGCGGGACUCUGCGGCGGAGCUGUCCGUGGUGCUGACCCGUGCGCCCAGCCCCAGCGCACCUCACCCGGGGAGGGGGCAGGUGGGGCAAGGGCUGGCCCAGAGCCUGCUGGCCGGGGAGCUGCCCGGAGCGCAGACACAGCAGCGGUUCCGCUCACUGCCGGCCGUGCUCCGGGGAAGGCGAAGGGCUGGGGCUGCAGGCGGCAAGCGGCGCUAGUGGCUGGGAUCGCGGGCGAAGCGAGCCUCCCGCCUGGCGUGGCUGGGAGGGGACCGGAGCCGGGGCUGCGGGAGCUGCACGUGGCUGGGUCCUGCCGACAGCCUCGCGCUGCAGCCGAGGGGAAGGGGGGCGGAUUGGGCGCAGCACGGCUGGCCGCGCUCAGUGACGGGGCUGUCCCCGUCAGGAGCUAGGCAGCCGGAGACUCAAGGCAGCAGCACCAUGAAGAUCAAGUUAAGUGGCCUCGCCGUGUUCGUGGCCCUGGCGGGCGUGUUAAGUUUCAUCUUCCUGGUGGUAGCCAUAGGGACCGACUUCUGGUACAUCAUCGAUGCCUCUAAACUGGAGCGGUCAAACAAUUCCUCGGGGGCGCUGAGCUCGCACUCGGGACUCUGGCGGACCUGCAGACCUAGGAGCAAAUGCUUCCCUUUGAUGAACCCUUUCUGGUACGAGAACAUAAACAUGACUGCUUCGCACAAACAACUCUUAAACAUGCAUGGGACAUUUGUAAUCCUGCUGCCUCUCAGCCUGAUCCUGAUGAUUUUUGGAGGAAUGACUGGAUUUAUUAGUAUUCUUGCCAGGGCCUACCUGCUGCUUCUAAUGACGGGAUGGCUUUUUCUUUUUGGAGGCCUUGUUACGCUCACUGGGAUCAGUGUCUACGUCGCAUACUCAGCGGCUGCCUUCAAGGAAGCUCUCUGCCUUUUGGGAAGGAACAAUCUCUUGGAGGAAGUUGACAUCAAGUUUGGCUGGUCUUUGGUGCUUGUGUGGGUCUCCUUCAUUGCAGAGGUGCUGACUGGGGCAGCGUUCCUGCUGGCUGCCCGAGUGGUAGGCCUCAAACAGAGACGGGAGCAGAGGAUCUGAAGCAGCAAUGCAGCCUAAUGAUAAUGUGGAAUCUAACAAGGUGAACUGACUGUGGAUAAGAAGAAUGGCAAAGCUACUCCUGAGCGUACCAUGCUGCUCAGCUAGCUCGUCUCUUAACCAAUGUGCAGUGCUCACUAUGGCAACAGUUCAUUGUUAAAUGUUAAUGAGGUGACCUUUGUGUCUUUAAAAGAAAAUAAAUGGUGUGUAUUUAGUGCUCACUAGACAAGCCCAGAGACUGAGCUGUCCCCUUUUAUUGCAGGGCAGAUCUAGCACAACACAGCUUCUCCUCUUUCCUUUCCCCCGCCAACUGCCCCUGACAGAGUGCCUCAUGACUGCACUGGAGUCCUGUCUCCACAGCCCACUUAAUCCUAGGCCUCUGCUGAGACUCCUAACAAAGGUGCCAAUUAGUGCUAGCUGUGAUGGAAGCCUCUCUCCCUUAACAGCUGGCCUGAGACCAUCACUACAUUUAUUGUACAUAGGCUACUAAGCAGCCCUUAGACAUUGUGACCUUCAUGUCUGCUCUUAUACAGAUUCUAUAUAUCUGAAGCCUGGUUAAGAAAGAGUGAGAAAGACAAAAAACACAUGAAUAAUAAAAAUGUAUCUCCUAGCACAGUUUCACUGCACAGAAUGAGAGUCAGAUUAGUGAUCUAGGGUGCCAUGGACUUCAGAGUAUUUGAAGGGUGACCUAAACCACACACAUGACAAUCCAGAGUACUCAGGCUUCUAGCGUACUGAGUGAUAUCCCAGGUACAGUAGUAGGACUUGGUCUGAAGUACAAUUCAGUAAGUAUCAGUGGUAUUAACACUUUACUAAUUACAGAUUAGUAAUUAACAAUGUUUACUAAUUACAGAUUCUCUCUGUUCCCUUACAUCUCACUUCAGACAUGGGAGACCUUCAUCUUUUAUAGCAUAGCUGUGAUUCUAUUUUUUAAUGACACACAUGUGAAUGUGCACACACAGAGCUAAUGUUAGAAAUGAAACAGCCCAAGAAACCUGUAAGCCAGGUCAGGUAUUUCUAAUUUCAAGGGAGUUCCUUCAGAACAUAGCACUCACUUUACAUGGUAGACGAUAUUUACCCCACACCAUUUAUUACACAUUGCUAGUUGGAUUCUUGAGAUGCAUGAUUCUUGGGCUGUAUUAGUAGGAGCAUUGCCAGCAGAUCGAGGGACAUAAUUAUUUCCCUCUAUUUGGCACUGGUGAGG
This is a messenger RNA of Chrysemys picta bellii (western painted turtle), 2458 nucleotides long. It is a transcript of the gene TMEM114, whose product is annotated as transmembrane protein 114. NCBI's taxonomy places the organism in Eukaryota, Metazoa, Chordata, Testudines, Emydidae. The record is from RefSeq and is a predicted model, not a curated record. Gene Ontology annotation, cellular component: apical plasma membrane.